AUUUGAGAUCUAUGACAAAUAGAUGUGUCAGGGGCAAAUGAGAACUCUCCAUUAUUAGUACAGGGGAGACUUAGUUGUCCAUUUGUGCUUCUGAGUUUAUAUAAGACGUCAGAACUAUUACGCCGGUUACUUUGCCUCCGUCGGCUUUUUCUGCCGGAAUGGCCGACCAGAAAUUCUCCCACCAAAUAGUUGCCAUACCAUUCCCAGGAAGAGGCCACAUCAACCCGUUGAUGAACCUCUGCAAGAUCAUAGCCAUGGCGAAACCCCAAGUUCUCAUCACCUUCGUCGUCACCGAAGAGUGGCACGGUUUACUCAGCUCCGACGCCGCCAUGCCGGUAAACGUCCGGUUUGGGUGUAUUCCCGACGUCCUCCCUUCCGAGCUGAUCCGGUCCAAAGAUUAUCCCUGCUUCAUCCGAGCCGUCUUUACGGAUAUGGAAGCUCCCGUUGACCGCCUUCUUGACGCUGUCGAGGCGCCGGCGGCUAGCGUUAUUAUCUCCGACGUGUUCUUGUUGACGUGGGUACUGGGUGUCGGAAAUCGGAGGAAUAUUCCGGUGGCGUGUUUUUGGUGCGGGUCUGUCACGAUGUUCUCUCUUUGGUUUCAUCACCGACUGCUACUCGUGAAUGGGCAUUUUGAUGCGAAUUUGUCCGAGAAAGGAGAUGAAGUGGUGGACUACAUCCCUGGAGUUUCUUCCAUGCUUGUGAAGGAUCUUCCGCCACUAUUCCAUGGCAAACCUCCAGGUCCAGCUGUGCGUUCGCUUCUUCUUGGUUCUUUCUCAGCAGCACAGAGAGCGCAAUACCUUCUGUUCACUUCUAUUGCAGAAUUGGAAACUGCCGCCAUUGAAGCUCUCAGACCUAAACUUCAAACCUCUAUUUAUUCCAUCGGCUCUGCAAUACCUUACUUCUAUACUGACCAAACUUACCCAGAUUACCUCACCUGGCUCGAUGCUCAACCCGCGCGUUCUGUGUUGUAUAUUUCUCAGGGAAGCUUUCUGUCGCUUUCGGCUGAGCAGAUGGAAGAGAUCGUCGCCGGCGUUCAUGACAGCGGAGUUCGUUUCUUCUGGGUGGCGCGUGAAAACACGCAGCGGCUGAGGGAGAGGGAGAGAGGUGGCGGUGGCAAGCAAUUAGGGUUAAUAGUGGCGUGGUGUGAUCAACUGAGGGUGUUGCGCCACCGCUCUGUGGGCGGCUUUUGGACGCAUUGCGGGUGGAACUCCAUCAAAGAAGGGGCGUUCGCCGGCGUUCCUUUUCUUGCUUUUCCGAUAGCUCUUGAUCAGCUCACAAACAGCAAGCAGAUUGUGGAAGAUUGGAAGAUUGGGUGGAGUGUAGUGAGGAAGAACAAUGAUGAUGAUGAUGGUGGGAUAGUGAAAAGAGGAGAGAUUGCGCAACUUGUGAGGAGAUUUAUGGAGUGUGGGUGCGAUAAUAAUAAUGAAAGUAAAGAAUUGAGGAGAAGAGCAAAUCAGAUUGGAGAGAUGUGCAGAGAGUCAACAGAAGGCGGAUUGGCUAAGCACGAUCUUCAAACAUUCAUUGAAGAUGUUUUAGGAACCGGCAAAUAAGAUUUUAAGGAGAGA
Molecule: messenger RNA, 1565 nt
Organism: Ipomoea nil (Japanese morning glory)
Lineage: Eukaryota; Viridiplantae; Streptophyta; Magnoliopsida; Solanales; Convolvulaceae
Product: UDP-glycosyltransferase 87A1-like
Exons: 3
Coding region: 159-1550 (463 amino acids)
Molecular function (GO): UDP-glycosyltransferase activity
Source: RefSeq, a predicted model, not a curated record